AAAAAAUUGGUAAACAAAAACACAAGUUGACAAUGAGCGAAUAAAUACCAAAGAUAAAUCUGUGACAUUUUAGAAUUUGGAAUUCUUUUGGAUUUUCUACAGAAAGUAUCCGGAAAAUAACUGAAAAUGAGUAUUAUGAUGUGUUGUGAAGGGAAAAUUCUUCAAAUAUUAUCUUAUGAAGAUACUGUCAGAUAUAGCCAGAGUUUAGAAACAUUUUUCAACCAAAAUAUUCCCACGAAAAGUUAUAUUGCUAUAUUUAUGACACACAAUAUAUAUAUACCUUCUUUAAUACAUAGUAUUAAAAAUUGUGGCCACAUAUUUAUACCCAUAAAUAAAAAUGAUUCGAAGCAAGAAAUAGAAGAUCUAGUCAGAGAAGCAAGUAUUCAGUAUCUGGUAUCCCUUGAGAGCAAUGAAGAAUCAUUUGAAAAUUUUCAUUUGUUAAAUAAAAUAGUUCUAGGAAGUGGAGAAAUAUUUUUAUGGAAAAAUGAAAUUGAGAGAAAACAAUGUCCUAUAGAUGAUUCUUUAAUAUGCAUCUUAUCUACCUCUGGUACUACUGGAAAAAGAAAAUUAGUUAAAAUAGAAUCAUAUUGCAUUGAGAAAAAUGUGAAUAAUCUUAGCAACAUAUUCAACUUAAAUAAAGAUGACGUGAUAUUUUAUGGCACUCCACUAACAUUUGAUCCAUCUCUAGUAGAACUUUUUCUUGCUUUCGAAUCAAAAGCUACAUUAUUGAUUGUUCCAGAUGAAGUCAAAUUGAACUCGGAGAGACUUUUCCAAACAUUAUUUUCUAAAACUGAAGAAUAUAAAAACAUCACAUUUCUUCAGACUGUUCCUUCUUUAUUUACAAGAUGGACAGAUAAACAAAUUCAGUAUAUAAUAAAGAAAACCCAACUGAGGAUUUUAGUUUUUGGAGGAGAACCUUUUCCCUCCAAGAUCCUAACAUAUGAAAGAUCCUUGAGAAUCUUUAAUAUUUACGGAAUAACAGAAAUUUCUUGUUGGGCUACUAUUUACGAGGUUCAAGAUGAUAAUGAAGUAUUUAUCGGGAAACCUCUAGAAGAAACAUUCUUAAAAAUAUGUAAUGAGGGAAAAGAGGUUCAGGAGGGUUUUGGUGAAUUGGUCUUAGGGAGCAAAACGAGGCAUUGUUACGUAAAUAAUGAGAUCAAGAAAGUUGAUUGGAGAUUUACAGGAGAUCUUGUUAUAAAAAACAGUCAAGGAAUAACGUAUAUUGGCAGAAAUGAUAGUAAAAUAAAACGUUUAGGACACCAAAUUUUUUUGUAUGAAUGUGAAAGGAAAAUUUUCAAUGAAAUGGGACUAACCUGUAAAUAUGUAUGGCAUGCAGAGGACUGUAAAUUAUUAUUAUUCAUUUCGAUUCCAUUGAAUGAUCUUGGAAAUCGAAUCAAGAUAUUAGACAAAUUGAGGCUGAAACUACUACGGUUAUUAUCAAAAGAAGAAUUUCCUGAUUUCAUAGAUCUUAUUUCUACAUUUCCAGUUACCCAAAAUGGAAAAAUUGACAUUGGAACUUUAAUUGAAAUCUACAAAAGAAAUAAUGAAAAAGAAAGGAAAAAAGAACCAUCUGAGGUGAUCCUUAUGACAAUUGCUAAAUAUCUCGGCCACAGCUUAAAGACUAUUACCAACUUGAAGAAUUGUACGUUUGAAAAUCUUGGAGGAAAUUCGAUUUUGUAUAUAUUGCUAACAAAUGAACUCAAAGAUAUUUUGGAGUAUAAUUUACCUUCAGAGUUUCAUUCGUUACUAUUAAAUGGGAGUUUAGAAGAUUGCAUGCAUUUUCUUGAUAACUUUCAAAACUUAGAAAAUGAAAAAAGGAAAAUUUCCAGAGACGAAGACCUUGAAAUUGAUACAAAAAGAGCAAAAUAUCCAGCUGGUGUUGAAAUUGUUUGGAAAUUCAAUUUGUUCGGAUGUGUUGAUGCUACCCCAUUGAUCUUCAAAAGACAUGGGAGAGUUUAUGUUGGAGUUGGAAGUUUUUCAAAUUUUUUUGUGAUAUUGGAUGCCUUAACUGGUGAAACAAAAUUCCUUAAACAAUUUCCGGAUUCUUUAGGAAGUGAAGCUGCUAUAUCACCUUGUUUGAAUUACCUUUAUUUUGGAUGCUUCGAUGGAAAUUUGUACUGUAUAAAUUUGGAGGAUUAUAGUGUUGCUUGGAGCUAUGAAACAGAAAAAUCAAUUAAAUGCCAGCCUGGUUUUUGUUUGAACGACAAAGCCAUAGUGUUCGGAUCUUACGAUAAACACAUACACUGCAUCAAAGUUGAAAAUGGAGGUUUCAUCUGGAAGACAUUAAUUCAAGAGAGUAUAAUUGCAGUACCCAUACUUCAUAAGGAAAGGAAACAAAUUUUAGUUACAACUUUAUCUGGUUCUUGUUUAUCAAUUUCCGAAGAGACAGGAGGAAUUUUGUGGAAAAUUAAACUCAAAUAUCCGAUAUUUGGUACACCUGUUUUAAAAGAAAAUAAACUGAUAUCAUGUGACGUUAUAGGAAAUGUUUAUUUUAUCGAUAUAGAGUCGGGUAGUAAGCUUUCGGAGACCAAAGUGGAUGGUGAAAUUUAUUCUUCAAUCAAAUGUUCAAAUUAUCAUUUCAUUAUUGCAUCAACCAAAGGAAUUGUAUCCAAAUGUAAAUUGAUGAAUAACAACUCCAAUUGUGAUGUUGACAACAGUUUAGAUUUGGGGUCUUCGAUUUCUUCAACACCAGUUAUUUUUGAAAUUGACAAAUAUGUACUAAUUGGGAUUUUCACUUCAAAAGGAGAUUUUUAUUUGAUUAAUUUUGAAAAUAUGAAGAUUCUCACUUAUUGGAGGUGUCCGGGUGAGGUUUAUUCAUCUUGUAUUUUCAACGAUUCCAAAUUAUAUGUGGGUUGUAGAGACGAUAAUUUAUAUUGUUUAGGAUUACAAAUUUUUGAGUUUGAAUAGGAAGUAAUGGAUUUGUUUUUGUCACAGUUAAAAUUUCACCUCUCAAUUAAAUGAAUAUGACUGUGAAGGACAAAUAUUCAAGCAGAAAGUAAAAAAUGUAAUAUAAAUAUACUACGGAAAUACACAAAUAAAAUCUCUUGUAUGUUCAUUUCAUUGUAUCUAUUCAACUUUCUCUUAUUUUUAGAAUACUACAAACCUAGAAAAUUCCAUCAAAAUUUUGAUCUCACUUGAUUUUCAGGAGAUUGCUAAAAUGUUUUUGUAGAAUAUAAAAAUUACUUCGAAGAUAUCGAGUUAUUUCCCUGAAAUCUUAAGCUUUAUAAGAAUGAAUAUAAUAUAUAGGAGAUAAGUAUAGGAAUACUUGUGAUACAUAAGACUUUUAUUUUUCAUAUACAGUUAUAAAAUAUCACAUAACAUAUAUAAAAAUGCACUUUCUCUCAUUUUAUCUUGUUGAAUAGGUAUAGUCUAUUUCAAUAAUAAUAAAAUUUGUAACAAAAAUAGUACGAUUUAGCAGAGGUUUUUCAGUCGAAAUUUUAUUUUUGGUUAUUUAAAACCUAUUCUGAUUCAUUGAAACGAAGAAUUUGUAUAUUUCAUUUCUUGUAGAUAAAUCCAGCUUUGAAAAAAGUUGUUCUGUAUAUUUUCCUUAGACCUAUGAUAUUUUGGCAAAAUACAAUCUUCUUUUCAAAUUAUCAUUCGUCUAGUUGUUAUACAUGCCUUCAAUAAGAAAGUCCAUUCUUCUAUAAUGUCUAUGUUGCCACCAUUCUGACCCCAGCUUGUAAGUGCCCCAAAAAAUUAAAGAUACUAUCGGCAAGGAAAAGACAAUUGCUACAACUGGAACUAUAUACUUCCUUGAUCGUUCUCCAUAUUCAUUGAUAAUCUUAUGAUUAAUAGGUACAGUAGAAAUCAUACUUUCAUUAUUUUGUUUGGUAGAAUUAUCUACUGAAGAUACACUUGAAUUAGUAUCUUGAGAAGAUUGAGUUGUAACGAUUGUUGAAAUAAUUGUCACAGUUGUGGGGGGAUUUACUCCUUUUUUUGCUACACUUGACGUGCCAUCAUUUUUCUUGGGGAGAACGUAGUGAGUAUUGUUGGUACCAAUUUCUAUUAUAGUAUUAGGAGUUGAACUGGGACUUUCGACAGUAGAGUCAAUCGGUAUAUUUUCCCGAGGAUGGUGAGUUAUUUGUUUUUCAGGAGCACUAUUAAAGUCAGUUGCAUUGGUUUUUGUAGAAUUACCCUCAAUCAAUAGAGAACUAUUGUUUUGCGCACGUCCUUGGAUAAUAUUAGUGAAAAACAUGAAUAAGCAUACAUAUUUGAAAUAUACACCUAACAUUGUAAGAUUUCCAAAAAUUGAGCAUAUGUUGAAUAUAAUAACAUAAAAAUAUCAAAACAUUACGAAAAUAAAUUUUUGAUUGAUUUGCAUGAAA
This is a messenger RNA of Harmonia axyridis, 4325 nucleotides long. Its product is annotated as beta-alanine-activating enzyme. Gene Ontology annotation, biological process: amino acid activation for nonribosomal peptide biosynthetic process. The transcript is spliced from 6 exons. The record is from RefSeq and is a predicted model, not a curated record. Bases 127 to 2907 code for a protein of 926 amino acids. NCBI's taxonomy places the organism in Eukaryota, Metazoa, Arthropoda, Insecta, Coleoptera, Coccinellidae. Gene Ontology annotation, molecular function: protein binding.